AGAACCGCCCCGAGGGCCCGCGGGGCCGGGAGUUCAUUACAGGAGACACGAACUUCUUACCCUGCAGUCGGGCCGCCGUUUCCGGGGACGCGGGAGCAGUGUUUGUGACCUGAACCCUACGUAGGCGGCGAUGUCGGAACAAGAGCAAAUACAGGAAUGCCUGCGGAAAGAAAUAAGGUCUCUUCUCAUUUCCACCAAAGAUGGCUUGACCCCCCAGCAGUUGGAAAAGGAGUAUCUUUCAAUGGUUGGCAACCAUCUCCCACUGCGCGUCCUUGGCUACGGGUCCACCAUGGAGCUGAUUCUGGACAUGCCUGAUGUUGUGAGCGUCUGCCGGUCUGGGGAGGGGGCUGUUAUCCUAAAAGCUAUUCCAGAUGAAUCCACCAGAGGAAUCGCAAGUUUGGUGGCGAAGCAGAGGAGCAACCACAAGGUCCGAAACUCUGUGCCGAAGGGAAGGACCAGUGUUUGCCCUGGGCCGAGCUCUCGGGCCCAAAUCCCUUACCGAGGACGAGUACCCCCUAUCCUGCCCGCUGUUGUGAAGAGCGAGUUGAAAGAUCUCUUGGCGUUAUCUCCAGUUCUUCUUUCUGAUUUUGAAAAGGCUUUUGCCAAACGAUUUGGACGCUCAUUCCAGUAUGUGCAAUAUGGAUUUCUCUCGAUGUUUGAAGUGCUGAAUGCAGCUUCAGAUGUCAUUUCUGUAGAGCAAACCAGGGCAGGUUCUUUGCUGACGCUGAAGAAGAGCGGAGCAGAGGAGAAGCAGGGAGUGUGGCCAACAGGUACGAAUUUUACCCAGCCAUUCAGAGCAAAACAGGGGUCAUUCUCUGCAGGUGCUCCCAUAUCGAGGGUGCACUUUUCACAGCCCAUGCCAAACAUGGAGCUACCAAAGCCAGUGCUACAUGUGGAAAAAGCUUCCAGAUCCCAUGCCACUGAGACUGCAAGGCUGAACCACACCGAAAAGUUAAAUCAGUUGGAGAAUACAUUCAAAUCAGUUAUUGCCCAACUUGGACCUGGAGGAACUAUCAAUCCAGAUAUAAAAGAGAAGAUAAAGUUUGUUGUCUCCAAGUCUCCAGGGGGCUUGCUUAUUUCUAGACUGCUUGGAGAGUUUGAGGAAAUUUUUAAAGAGCAGCUUUCACCAAAAAAAUUAGGCUUCUUAAAUGUGACAGAACUUGUUGGAGCUCUUAGUGACGUCCUCCGUGUUGAGUUCAGAGAAGGGGAACAAGACUUAGUAGUGUUCUGUGCUGAUCGGAACUCCUUACCGCCUGAUGGAGCUGUUUCAUCAGUCAGGAAUUCAUAUUUAGUUCAACCAGAUAAGAAAAUAGAAGUCAAAGCAAAUCCCUCUAGAAAUGCACUGUCUAUUGCAACUGUCAAGGAGACCGCUUGGAAUAGUCCUUCAAAAAACCUUAAAGAACCGGAACAGAAGAUCUAUAAGAAACCUAAUCUCAUGGUAAAGCCUUUACAGCUGCAAGCAGGAAUAAACAAGCCACAGCUCAACUUGGCAGUGGGGAAUCAUGAUAUCCCCCCAGAUGCUGUACGGGACAAGAAAUUAUGCAGACCUCCACCUCUAGAUACCAGUACCCUCGUGGGGGUCUUUGUAGAGUACAUCAUCUCUCCUAGUCAAUUCUACAUCCGAAUCUAUAGCAGGGAUUCCUCAGAAUUACUCGAGGAUAUGAUGAUUGAGAUGCGGCGCUGUUACUCUAAUCAGCUGGUUUCUGAUCGCUAUGUUAUGCCAGAAUAUUUUAUUCAAACUAAUGCUCGCUUAGUUUCAUGUUGCUACACAAAGCUUCCAGCACAGGCUAUCCCUUGUUCUUUGGCUUGGGUGAGACCAACAGAGGAAUAUUGGACACCGAAAGCUGUUUUGCAGUUCCAGAAGUUGUGUGGUUUGAAGCCAUUAGUGGGGGUAGUAGAUGAAUACAUAGAUGGAAUCCUUAACCUUUUUCUGUGUGACACAUCCUCAAAUGAAGAUGUCUACUUCCAUCACGUCUUGAGAACGGAGGGCUAUGCGAUUGUAUGCCGAGAAAAUGUUCCUUCUAAGGGUUUCCGAGAGCUCAACCCUUUAGCCUUGUACACGGAGUCCAGCCCAGGCUCAGAGGACGUCGUCUUGGCAGAGCUGAACUGUCCCUCACAGCCACACUAUUUUAAUGAAGACCGAGAGAUAAGCCCACCAUCAAAAGAGAGUGAACCAUAUUCACUGGAUGAGAUUCCUACUGGAAUGCCAUGCCUGGAGUCGGUGACCAUAGGUGAUGAUAUUUGGGAUGAGAACUGGGAAAUGGGAAAAGGAAGCAGUGCUGCCUCCAAUCUGUUUGCCUCAAGCAUGGGAGGAAAGAAACAGUAUCCUUCAAGUAAAGACAUUUCGCAGAAGCAACCAACCUUAAAGGAGUCUUUGGAUUCUUCCACACUGCCCAAGUCAUUGGAGCAGCUGUACAUCUCUCUGAUCCACUCCCAGCAGUCAACAGAAGGGGGCAUUCAGAAUCAGCCAAAGCAAACCCAGAUCCCCACAGCACCCAGUUCAACUGCUACAGUGGUUGAUUCCCCAGAAAAGCAUUCUGGCUCAGUGGGCAGCUCUCCAGGAAGCCUAGAGAAUGAAGAUUUUGCCAGUAGCCAUGCUAUUACACUGUUCAACGACAGGAGUCAAGGAACCAUGGACCAGAUCUCCUUGAUUUUGUCUUCAGAGAACCAGAUUUCUCAGAAGUUCUACAUCCCUCGGAGUACAGCCACUGCUGCCUUAGGAGCUGCUGCCCGACUGGCCACCUCCAGGAGCUUCUUACACUGGUACCCCAGUAUGAAAAGGAUGGAAGCAUGAGGUGAACGAGGGGAGAGGAGGAGAAAAAGAAGAAGAAGAAGAAGAAGGCGGUUUUGGACUUGGUGAUUUCCAGGCCAAAAUAAGGAAGCACUCAGGCAAAAUAGUAUUUCUGAUAGUUGAGGCUUUUUUUCUUUUUCUGUGACGAUGUCUUAGCUUUAUUAUGCUAAGAGUACAUUUUGAUGUGUAAGUAUAGCUAUUGUUACUUUUCAUGUUCAGUUAUGUUUCCUAUUCUGUAUCAUUUUAUUCACCUUUGUGUUUAACGUAGAGGUUUGAAGUUUUGUUUCUGUGGUGGUUGUGUUUCUGUAAUGUUUUUCUUAUAUAUAUAUUUAUCAUGACGGAUAAAUGAAAAUUUAAAAACUAA
Echinops telfairi (small Madagascar hedgehog) is the source of this 3155-nucleotide messenger RNA. RefSeq names its product tudor domain containing 5 (gene TDRD5). NCBI's taxonomy places the organism in Eukaryota, Metazoa, Chordata, Mammalia, Afrosoricida, Tenrecidae. Bases 131 to 2794 code for a protein of 887 amino acids. The transcript is spliced from 16 exons. The record is from RefSeq and is a predicted model, not a curated record. Gene Ontology annotation, biological process: germ cell development; spermatogenesis.